Molecule: messenger RNA, 891 nt
Organism: Anopheles cruzii
Lineage: Eukaryota; Metazoa; Arthropoda; Insecta; Diptera; Culicidae
Gene: Osi3
Exons: 3
Coding region: 1-891 (296 amino acids)
Source: RefSeq, a predicted model, not a curated record
AUGGCGAAAGUGGUGAUCCGUCUAGUGCUGGUGGCCGCGGUCUGCGCGUUGGUGGCACGGAUCGAGGCCAACCCGGCGGUGGACAGUGGCAGUAUCGUGAAUCACCUGGAGGCCGAGCACGGGACGCUCAGCAAGGCGGCCCUCGAGGACGGCUUCAUCCGCAGGCUCGGCGGGAAGUGCACGCAGAAGGACAACAGCUCAUGCGUGAUGCUGAAGCUGGUCACCUACAUGAACCGGAUGCUGAAGAAGUCCUCCAUCAGCCUGAGCGACAGUGUGGAGCUGAUGAAAACACGGAGCGACGAGCAGCUGGCGACGGACGCGGACUCGGCCGAGGAGCUUGCGGUGCUCGGGCGCUCGAACACCUCCGACGACCACAAGCUCAGCGUGAUGGUGGCCGACAAGAUCUGGCGCUUCAUCCACAGCCGCAGCGUCAAGUGGCGGGCGGCGCGGGCCGCCGACGUGGUGGUGGCGUCCGGCGAGGGUGGCAAGCUGAACUUUGGCGUCUCGCUGGACACGCGUAAGUUGUUCGAGGAGGGCCGCGGCCGCCUGAAGCAGUACGCUCCGAUCCUGGGCGCCGUCAUCAUGAAAGCCGUCCUUGUUGGGGCGCUGGUGCUGAAGGGCGUGGCGCUGCUGGUCGGCAAGGCGCUGCUCGUCUCGAAGCUAGCCCUGGUGCUGGCCAGCAUCAUCGGCAUCAAGAAGCUGCUGCACAAGAAGUACGUCACCUACGAGGUGGUUGCCCAUCCGCCGGAACCGCACCACCAUGUGGAUACGUACAGCUCGGGCUGGGCCCGGGCGCUCGACGGGUUCGUGGAGUCGUUCUCCAACGAGCUCAACCGGAGGCUCAUCUCCGACCCGCACGAGAUGGCCUACCAGCAACAGCAACCCCACUAG